This is a messenger RNA of Pocillopora verrucosa, 1261 nucleotides long. RefSeq names its product transmembrane protein 17. Gene Ontology annotation, biological process: non-motile cilium assembly. Lineage: Eukaryota; Metazoa; Cnidaria; Anthozoa; Scleractinia; Pocilloporidae. The record is from RefSeq and is a predicted model, not a curated record. Gene Ontology annotation, cellular component: ciliary transition zone.
AAACACAAACAAACAUGGCAGACGCUCUCAGGGCUGCAUUUACCUCAGUAACAGAGACUGUUUUUCCCUCAUCACGUUCGAUACGAAACCAUCCACGACACCAUAUGGUGAGCUCAGGAAAUGAAAUUGUAUCUAACUUGGCCUUGCAGAUGUCAUUGUACUUCAAUGUCUAUUUUUCCCCUUGUUGGUACAUAACAUGCAUUGUCAUGCUUGUGGCAAAGUAUCAAAAGCUGGACUCAGUAUACAAGUUCAUAACAAUUGUUAUAUAUGUUGCGAUGGCACUGGUGGAGAUUGCCAGACUUUACCUGGGAUAUGCUGGAAAUCUUCAGGAAAAGGUUCCUGAGCUUGCUGGUUUCUGGAUCUUAACCCUAGUGCUUCAGCUCCCAUUGACGUUAAUGCUACUGCUCAAUGAGAGCAUGUUGAUAAUGCCAAUGGAGAGAGCUGUCAACAUUAUUAUGGCAGUCUUUGUUUUGUUUGAGACAGUUCAGGGCUACAGGGUGAUAAAAACAAUGAUAGACCACCAGGUAUCAAAGUUUCAUGUACAGCAGUUUGAUGAGUUAAUUGAACUUCAAGAAAUGCCUGAUGGGGUUGAAGAAGUGGGUUUUAGACCUCAGUAAACUUCAAAAACUACUCUAAAUUAUUGAGUAUGUUAGCCUUUCAGAUGAAAGGGUCAUCUGUAUUAAAUGUCCUAUUUAUUUUUGAUGUAUGUUAAAUGUAGAUUUUAAUCUAAAUUUAUUCAAACUGUUAACUUACAGUUGCAGUAUUAAAAUGAAAGAAAAGUUACCUUCAUAUACUUCAUGACUUAUAUACAAACUGGCAGGAUUUCCCUGCUGAGAAAAGCCAUAACUGUGCAUAUGUAAAAUUGCAAUGUUUUGUUAUGAGUUAGAUGUUGCCAAUAAGCUGCUGACACAUCACUCACCUUAAGUGCCAUGUGGUCUGGUCGAUGGAUGAAUGGCACAGCAUUUACCAUUCUUACUGAUUCUCUCUCAUCAAUAAUGUCAUUAAUUAUUCUAUAUUUCUUUCCCAUAGAACAGGAAGCCAAAUUGUAAAAAUUGUAUAAAUCACCUUGUUAUCCUCUUUUUGUCCUUAAUUCCCCAUAUAUCUUAAUCAGAAACAUUUGACUUCUGUAAUCGCUACCCCUUUCCCUUCAGAAAUGCUUCAUCACUUUUCCAAAUUUGUCAGCUGUAUUAGUAAUUUUGAAAUACCAACAGGUGCAAGAGGUUUCUUUUAUUUGUACAAACACUCUUUGUCAAAUUUUACA